This is a messenger RNA of Spathaspora passalidarum NRRL Y-27907, 1245 nucleotides long. RefSeq lists its product as uncharacterized. The transcript has a single exon. The record is from RefSeq and is a predicted model, not a curated record. Gene Ontology annotation, cellular component: nucleus; cytoplasm. Gene Ontology annotation, molecular function: GTPase regulator activity. The coding region runs from base 1 to 1245 and encodes 414 amino acids. NCBI's taxonomy places the organism in Eukaryota, Fungi, Ascomycota, Pichiomycetes, Serinales, Debaryomycetaceae.
AUGGAUGAAAUCUUUGCAAAAGCAAGUAAUCAAGCAGUGAGCUUUGCUAUCAGAUCAGGGAUCUCUCUUGCUUCAGGAUUUGCCAUUAAAACAAUUACCAGUUUCAUUUCUCAAAUCCCAAAACUGGCACAACAAUUGCGGAUCGAAAAGCAACGACGUAAGUUACACUUAAAAAUUGAGAUACUAACACCUACAAUCGAACUUAUAAAACUUGCCAAUGCACGUUCCAGUUCGAUCCUUGAUUCAACCAUUGAGUUAAUUGAUGAGUUACAUGCUCAAUUCACAGAAUUUGACGACCAUUUGAGUGAGAUACUUACAGGGCUAAAUAGCAAGAACGAAGUUGAAGCUACUGAAAAGGUUGAGAAAUAUAUGAAUAGGCUUUUACAAGAUAUAAAUGAAGCUAUCCCCGUUCUUAAUUUGGCAUUACUUACUCUGGGUGUGAACUUUUCAGGACAAACCAAUUCCAAGAAUGUAUCACCAGGUAGAUUGCUUCAAGCUGCCAAUUAUUUAAAUAACAGCAAGGGCGACCAGAUUGGGCCCGGCUUUGAUUUGGUGAUGUACACUAUAUUUUACAAUCCAAGUAGAUUGAAAUAUGUUGAAGGGGAGGAAUUUGACGACUUGAAAUCUAUAAGUUGGAAAGAAACAUAUGCUAGAAGUCUGGUUAAAAUUGUUAAGGGGAAGGGGAAGUUCGAAUACAAGUUGCAAAUAAUCGAGGAUUUUAAUGAUGGAAGAUAUCAUGAAGAUGACGACAAGCCCCUGAAGAGAGAGUUUGAUUUGAAGUUAAUUGAGCGGAUGUUCUUUACCGGUUCAGGAAAGCUAUUGCGUCUUGAAGAAAGAAAUUCGCCUGUGUUAAUUAUUAAGUUGGUUGACCAAGAAGAAGAAGAAUGGAUAGCAUUAGGCGAAUUAAACAAAGGUGAAUUUGAUGACGACGAUGAAGACGACGACGACGAGGAGGAGGAAGACCAGAAGGAAACCGCGGAGAAGGAAAUUAACGUUAAAGCAAGUAAUCCACUUUCCCUUUUAGAAUAUAUUCUUCGACUUGCUAGACUUCAAGAAAUGCAAUCUAAAUCAAUUCUUGAAAUACCAGAUGAAAUAUUAUCGAUAUACUUACAUGAUGAGCCUGCUGAGCCUCAUAUACAAAAACAACCAACUAAUACCACAAGUGCCCUUACGAUGGAUUCAAAUAUCACGCGAUUACAAAAUUUGCAAAUAGAUGCAGAAUCGAAAAAAUCUAUUAAUAAAUAA